Ctenopharyngodon idella (grass carp) is the source of this 2121-nucleotide messenger RNA. RefSeq names its product arginase 1 (gene arg1). Gene Ontology annotation, molecular function: arginase activity; manganese ion binding. Gene Ontology annotation, cellular component: cytoplasm; cytosol; nucleus. The record is from RefSeq and is a predicted model, not a curated record. Lineage: Eukaryota; Metazoa; Chordata; Actinopteri; Cypriniformes; Xenocyprididae. The transcript is spliced from 8 exons. The coding region runs from base 104 to 1117 and encodes 337 amino acids.
GCGCGAGCAGCCCAAUGACUGUCACUGGACAGCGUGUCGUCACACGUCCUGUAAACUGCUUUAAUUUUAGAGCCGCUUAUUCCAGACUGCUAUUCUAACCGUGAUGAAGCGCUUCAGCGGAUUAAGAGCCGCUUUUCACAUAUUUAGGAGAGACCUCCAUCAUCAGCACUGUGUGGGAAUAAUAGGCGCACCUUUCUCUAAAGGACAGCAGAGGGAUGGUGUGCAGAAGGGACCAGACCUCAUUCGAGCUGCUGGAUUGGUGCAGAAACUUAAAGGGCAAGGUUGUGUUGUGAAGGAUUAUGGGAAUCUGACAUUUGAAGAAGUUCCCAAUGAUGAGCCCAUUGGCAGACUGAAAACUCCGAGAGCAGUCGGCCGAGCCAAUGAGCUGCUCGCAGGAGCUGUGCAGAAGGUCAAAAGCGAUGGCAACACUUGUGUGAUGCUGGGAGGAGAUCACAGCUUGGCGAUUGGUUCGAUCUUUGGUCAUGCCACCUCAAGACAUGAGUUGAGUGUUUUAUGGGUGGACGCACAUGCAGACAUAAAUACACCUUUGACCACGCCAACGGGAAACAUUCAUGGACAGCCGGUGUCUUACCUCAUCCAUGAACUGCAUUCUAAGAUUCCCAUAAUUCCAAAUUUCUCAUGGUUAAAGCCUUGUGUAGCAGCUAAGGACAUUGUCUACAUUGGACUCCGAGAUGUGGACCCAGAAGAACAUUAUAUCCUGAAGUACCUUGGAAUCAAAACGUUCUCCAUGACAGAAGUUGACCGACUAGGAAUAGCAAAAGUUAUGGAGCAGACAUGUGAUCACAUGUUUUCAAAAGUGAAAAAACCUAUCCACCUCAGUUUUGACAUUGAUGCACUGGACCCAUCAGUGUCACCUGCGACAGGCACACCUGUAGCGGGAGGACUGACCUAUAGAGAGGGGAUUUACAUCACUGAACACAUCUGUCAAACAGGGCUUCUCUCUGCUGUAGACAUGGUGGAAGUGAACCCAAAGCAGGGCAAAACAGAGGAUGAAAUUAAAUCAACAGUAAACGCUGCUGUGGAUCUGUUACUGGGCUGCUUCGGACGGGUUCGCGAGGGCUCUCAUGAGCCAGAUUAUAAAAUGCCAAAUCCAUAAAUCACAGUUCUGUUUUGUUUUUGGGUUCUUUUCUAUUAUAUUUACUUAUUCAUCUUUAAGACAAUUAUGUCUUUCUGAAUUUAAAAAGACUAAAUUGUAAUUCACAUUUAUUUUAUUCUUGUAUAAAAAUGAAUUCCAAAGAUAUAUGCAAAUUAUGCCACAGUAUAUUUCUAUAGUGAAUGCAGAAAGUAAAAAACUGUACACAAAGUAUGUGUUUUUUCCAAAAUAAAUAAAUAAAUAAAAAAAGCCAUUGUUGCCAGGUAGAUUAGCAAUGUUUAAUGUAAGAACUAAAACAAGUAAAAAUAUAUUUAACCUUAUAAAGCCUAUAUAUACUUUAUCAUAUUUGAUAUGGAAAUUUCUCUAAAUUGUCUCUAAAUUAUCAACAUGAUCAAAACUUUGCUGAAAAAAAAAACUGUACACAAUCUAGUACAUGCCUUCUGUUGCAAGUAAAAGGCCUUUUACCAUAAUUCUAAAAAUGCUACCUACCCCUCAAACAUAAGCAAGUGCAACAAAUUGUAUAUUUGUAUAUUUGCAAAUUGUACAAAUUUGUAUAAUUUGCUCAGUUUGGGGUUCUGAAUAAAACUGGGAGUAUGAGCUCCUUAUUCUCACUACUUCAUACUAUAUGCAUACAUAAAAGCCUGAUGUAUCAAAUGAUACUGAACAAAAACACAAAAAAGAUUUUUUUUUUUUUUUUUUUUUGUCUAAAGUUAAUCAUUUAUCAGGCUUCACAUGGUUGAAAAAUAAUCAAAAUGUUUUUCCAAAUGUUUUUUCACUGAAUUCACACAAGGGGCAAAACAUAUAUUUAAUAAUUUAUUUUAUUAAGAAUGUUAUUUUUUUUUUAAAAAGUUAUUUUUUCUUUCAAUUACUAUAUUAAUAAUAGUGUCUGACUCAGUAUCUCUGAGUUACCUGUCACCACUGCACAAAAACAAGGGUUUGACAUUUUGCUGGUUAUAUGUGACUGUAUGAAAAAAUCACCAAAUAAAUGUUAUGCACAGCCAAGACUA